This is a messenger RNA of Vespula vulgaris, 1569 nucleotides long. Its product is annotated as odorant receptor 22c-like. Gene Ontology annotation, cellular component: plasma membrane. The transcript is spliced from 5 exons. The record is from RefSeq and is a predicted model, not a curated record. Lineage: Eukaryota; Metazoa; Arthropoda; Insecta; Hymenoptera; Vespidae. The coding region runs from base 6 to 1280 and encodes 424 amino acids. Gene Ontology annotation, molecular function: olfactory receptor activity; odorant binding. Gene Ontology annotation, biological process: sensory perception of smell; detection of chemical stimulus involved in sensory perception of smell.
ACACGAUGGUCAGCAUAUUGACAUCCGUAAAAAAUACGAAUUAUAAAAAGGACCUAGAUUAUAGUACCGAAUUGAAUCGCUGGCUUUUGAAGCAAAUCGGUGUUUGGCCUGCAUCCAUCAAUGCAUCUUGGAUGGAAAUAAUCUUGUAUCGUUUUUUAAACGUAGUAUGUACUUCUCUUAUCGGCUUUCUUAUAUUAUCCGCGUCUCUCUAUAUUAUUAUAGAUGUAAAGGAUAUAGAAAUGAAAUUAAAAACGAUCGGUCCUAUAAGCUUUUGUCUGAUGGUACUUGCAAAGUAUUGGUUAUUUAUAAUACAUGAGAAAGAUAUAAGUCGUUGCGUAAGUCAUAUGGAGACCGAUUGGAAAAAUGUCAAAAGUGAAAAUGAUCGACAGAUUAUGAUGGAUAGUGCACUUUUCGGUCGUCGUAUUGUGAUAGUAUCCGCGACAUUCACAUACGGCGGUGUUUUCUUUUAUCAAGUAGUGUUACCUCUAACAUCAGCCAAAGUAGUGAUAGGCAACUAUACAUUCAAACCACUAGCCUAUCCCAUCUCCAGGAUCAUCGUUGACGCUCGUCAAAGUCCAGCGAAUGAAUUGAUGAUACCAUUAGAAUGUCUUUGUGGUUUCGUCAUGAAUGCUGUCACUGUGGGUGCUUGUAGUUUGGCCGCUGUAUUUGCUUUACACGCCUGUGGACAAUUAAAGGUCAUGAUGUCCUGCUUGAAAAAUCUUGUAGAUGGUCGAGCGGACGAAAAUAAUAGCGUUAAUGAUCGAUUGACCGAUAUCGUUCAACAACACGUACGAAUUCUCAGUUUCGUUGCUUUUACGGAAGAUCUAUUACAGGAAAUUUCUCUUGUCGAAGUAUUAGGAUGUACAUUGAACAUAUGUUUGCUUGGAUAUAAUCUUAUUGCGUUUGCUCUUCGAAUCUCUGAAAUCUCAAAAAUAGUUAUGUUACACUCGUUCUUACAGGAUUGGGAUAAAGGAGAUAUGGUCUCCGAUAUGACUUAUAUCGCGUUGAUUAUCUCUUUUGCAUUCAAUAUAUUUAUAUUUUGUUAUAUAGGUGAACUUCUCGGCGAUGAGUGUAGAAGAGUAGCCGAAGAAACUUAUAUGAUCGAUUGGUAUCGACUUCAAGGAAGAAAAAGUCUCGCCCUUCUUUUAAUAAUUGCCAUGUCGUCGUCCUCGAUAAAAUUAACUGCUGGAAAAUUCGUUGAAUUAUCUAUCAGCAGUUUCGGUGACGUCAUCAAGGCAUCCUUUGCAUACUUGAAUAUGCUGCGAACGGUGACGAUGUAAAAAAUUGAUUAAAAUCUAAGAAACGAUAAACACAUGUAUAGUCGUCAACAUCGUAGAAUAAUAGUAGGAGUCUCAUAGUAACUAAUUGUAAGAAUUUUAUAUUAUAUAUAUAUAAUAUAAAAUGACAAAUGUUUUUAAUGCAUCGUUGAUCCAAGAAGAUGAGACUCUUAAUUAUGAUACAGGUGAAAUUACGAAAUAAAUAAAAUCUUUCGCAUGAAAAAAUAUAAAAAUUUCACUCGUCUUUUUAGGAUCACCUACUAUAAUCAAAAGUAGUGUUUGUUAUAAUAUA